AAACACCGAAAAUCAACAAACUAUGGUAAACCGGAAACCGAUCUGUACUGUUAUUGUUUGUACUCAAUCAAUGAUUGAUGCUCAGAUAGAUGUUCCAAUGAAAAUUAUGCCUUAAUGAAGACAUGAAUACAAGUGUUGUGAAAUCUACAACAUGAGCCUAAAUCUGAUAAAACCCAUCUACAUACAGCAUUUGAUUUUACUGCUAGCAUACAGCUUUUUCUGGCAUGUAUUAUACCACAGAAAAUCUGCUCUUGCAACAGACUUUCCAGAUCAUGGAAGCUCUUUUGCAAGCUUAAACAAAUCUACAGAAACCCCAUAUGCAUUGCUUUUAUCCAACUCAGGCCCUGCUGUACUUGAUUCUACUAUUCAGUUUACAGCAAAGUUGAUCAAACUUGCUCCAAAUGCUACAGAUUAUGAAUUCUUUAUGUUUGAAUGGAUGAACAUGGCUAACAAGUUUGUCAACAAAACCUAUACUACCGGUAUAUCAACAUCUGCAUUAUCAUUGGCGUUUAAUAGCCAAUUUGUAUCAUCAGGAGACUACGCUAUGACUGUUGCAGUCUUCCCUGUUUUUCAUCUAAGGGAAAUGGUUGCUUAUAACACCAUGAAAUUUACUUUAACAGAUGAUCUUAAUGGUCAAAUAUUUAUUCAACAAAGUUUGGAAUACCAGAGAUAUCCAGAUGUAUUUGCUACAAAACAAAUGACAGUUUUGAGCUCACAAGUGCAUGAUGAAUUCAUAAACCCCCAGGAAGCUAACUUUUCUUACAUAUGGUUCAAGGAUUUUGACAUCCUAUCCCAAAAUAAAACUGUUGUGCACAGUUUUGAUGAACCAACAAGUUGCACUAUAAAAGCUGUGAUUUAUACAAAUUACAAGUUUGACAAAGGCCAAAAUAUGUUGUUGUUGCCCAAGGAUAAGCUAAAUCACAAUGUAAGCAGUACAUUUCCAUCAAAACGUGGGGAAUUCAAACAGUUUGUUGUAUUCAAAGAUUCAUUAGUCAACUGUAAUGUUCAGCAUAUUGAGCCAGCAGUUAAACUGGGGGAACCUGUUGUUCUUAAUAUUUCUUGCCUUGGAAGCGCUCCAUCAGGUAUUUGUUUCAACAUUACUGGUUUAAACACCACUGUCCCAUACCAGAGGGGUUGUCAGCCGGCUGUUUUUUAUGACACAGUCCAACACCAAAUAACGGCAAAAUUCAGCUCAACUGGGUGGUUUGAUAUCCACUUCUUUGUUUACAAUGACAUCAGCAGAACCCACAUUUUAAAGAACUUUUAUGUCUAUGAUCCAGAUACAUUGAAUGCUCCAGUUUUAGUAUUUCCAAUUGUUUUUGGAGUAUUUGGAAUCUUUGUCAUUGCAAUUGGUGCAUUAUACAUCAUGCGACUUAAAAAGAAACCACAGGUAGAGGUGGCGGAUUUUGAUUUCCAUCCAAGUCUUAGCAAUUCAAGGUCAGAUGUUAGUGUGAGAAUCUCACAAGUGAUUGACACAAUCAAGUACUGGUUUUCACGUCAUUCAGAUAAACAUAUGGACUCAUACAGCAGCCAAAAGGAAAGUCUUUUACAAUCUGAAGGGGCAAAAGUGGAUUUUUAUGAUAGCUUGUGAGUUUGUGCCUUUAUUUUUUCUUACGUUUCUUAAGUGAGGGAUUUAUCAAAUAUGUAAAAAAAAAUAUAUUGUUAAAAAAGUAUGAUUUUAUUUUUUAAAUGUAUCCAGCUAAUUGGAAAAUCAAAAAUAUAAAUCUCAAGGGGCCUUAGAGUCGCUUUGUUUUGUGAGGUUUUUAUAAUCUAUAAUUCCAUUUUUUUUUGUCUAAAUCCCCAAUUACAAUGCAUCUUGUGUUCAAUUUAAAUAAUGUAAAUACAAAAUUUUUAAAAAAUGUCAUGUCCAUAUGCUUUAAAAAUGUUUUGCCUUUGUGACUGUUUUGAAGCAAGCAUUUGGCAUUAACAAAAACAUGAGCUAAAGUAUUAAUCUUAAAAUCUACACUUUCAGUUUUGCCACAGUAUUUAUUCUUAAACUGGUGUAGAAAACUUUAAGUCUAUUAAGACAACCUUCAUUAUUAUUUUGUAAUAUUAUAUUGUUUUUUCUUGUAUAUAAUUGUUUGAGAUUCUGUAUAAUUUCAAUACAAAAUUUAUAUUAAUUAUAUUGCAAAUUUUGUCUUUCCAAGUUGCCAAGCCCACAUAAAUGUGUAUAUAUAAAAUUUAUUGUAAACAGUUGAAUUCAAAUGUUUACCCAUUGGAUUUGAUAUAUCUUUACUUGUCAGUUUGAAUCAGUCUUAAUGUACUGAUACAGAAUCUAUGACUUUGAUGUGUUGUUUUUUUAAUACUCUUUUUUUUUUUACAAAUUGAAUAUAUCUAAUGCUUCAACAUUCCAUGUUUAAUUUUUUGAAACAUAUGGCCUACUGUCAUUUUCAAAUAGAGUUAAUUCUGUAAUUGGCUUUAUUUUUUUGUAAUUGGUGUAAUCUUACAGAUAAUUACAAAUCACAAUGCUCGGUUCAAACAAAAUGUUUAAUAAGACUAUUUGAAGGGUAAAAAAUUCUUAACUGAAUUAAAUAAUUCCAUACUGGGACUGCAACCAAGCAUUUUGGCAAUACUCAUUAUUUGAUUAUAUUCCCUUUUUUUUAGAUUGUAUGCAUGGUUCUAAAGCCAUUGAAAACAUGUAUUUUUGUGCAAUAUUAUAUUUGUUAUUAAAAUUAAAAAUUACUUGGUUUUACCAAGUUUCUAGCUUAAUUUUUCUUUACUUUUGACUAUUAUUGAUAAAGAUAAUGGGUUGCAAUUUUUGUCUAAAAACCCUUGUUUUAUGGGUCGGGUCCCCUGCUUUAAACUAGAGUGAUAUUGAUGAGCAGGCAAAAGCUGCUUAAUGCAUACAUCAAAUGUUUGCAUAAACUUUGCAGUGCCUUAAUUGUAUUUUCUUUGCAUUUUAUGAUAUUUUAACAUUUCAUUUCAUUGCCUAUUAUUUCAGGCUGUAAAUAAAGUAUGCUCCAAAUUAUUUUCAAAAUAUUUUAUUUCUAUACAUAUUUCAAACAAUUAUUUACGUAACUGUAAC
Messenger RNA from Physella acuta, 3025 nucleotides. RefSeq lists its product as uncharacterized. The record is from RefSeq and is a predicted model, not a curated record. Gene Ontology annotation, cellular component: plasma membrane. NCBI's taxonomy places the organism in Eukaryota, Metazoa, Mollusca, Gastropoda, Physidae.